This is a messenger RNA of Drosophila elegans, 547 nucleotides long. RefSeq lists its product as uncharacterized. The coding region runs from base 1 to 468 and encodes 155 amino acids. The transcript is spliced from 3 exons. Lineage: Eukaryota; Metazoa; Arthropoda; Insecta; Diptera; Drosophilidae. The record is from RefSeq and is a predicted model, not a curated record.
AUGUGCUCUAGCCCGUACGGACUGCGGAUAAGUACUUCUGGACGGGCACAUCCAAGGCCUCGACCAGCUCUCUGCCACCUUUUCCAAGCAGACUCACACUCGCUCCAGUGUCCAACAACCCCGUCAGUUGCUUGGUCAGAACUCGGACUGCGGCGAACGGUCUGGGAUCUCGCGAUAAACUGCGCCUCACGGCGGCCACUGCUUCGCGUCGGCAGUUCCGACGUUUGCGAAAUCGCUCCCUGGCCUUUUGCACCUUACGAGACACCAUACGCAUCCCGCCCAACUGGUGCUCUGAGAAGAUCCUGUUCCUGGUCUCUAGAUACCGUCGCAUCCUCUCCGCAUAAGCUCUUCUUCUCUGCGGAACUCCUGUUUGGACGCAUCCUCUCCGCCCUCGGAUCGCCCAGCCGACCGUUUUCCGCACAAUCCGGACAUUUGGGAGACACGGUGUCUGGCUUCCCACAUCGGUAGCAGAACACUCUGCGUUCUGUUGCUGCGCAGUCACGGAACCCGUGAUCCACGGCUCCGCAAUUCCAGCAGCCGGCUCGGA